Molecule: messenger RNA, 4096 nt
Organism: Bemisia tabaci
Lineage: Eukaryota; Metazoa; Arthropoda; Insecta; Hemiptera; Aleyrodidae
Gene: Sec5
Product: secretory 5
Biological process (GO): Golgi to plasma membrane transport; exocytosis
Cellular component (GO): exocyst
Source: RefSeq, a predicted model, not a curated record
UGUAUUGGUACAGCCAAAAUUAUUAGUGAUAAGAAAACUUUCAACAGAAACUUCUCCGUAAUUUGUUACCCUGUUUCUUCUACUGCUACUUCGUACACAUUCAUGUUUUCAUGGAACUUUCUAACAUCCUUAGAAUCAUCACUCACCUUGUUAUUUUUCUCCUACAGGAGAACGGUGCCUUAGGUUUGUGAUAAGUGUUACGCUGGGAUCCCUGGCGAUGAUCUCUCCCACAGCCACAAUUUUCUUGAUUUAAUCUUAUGACAUUGCCGUGAAGGACUCCUCUCAUGUUCGCUCAUUCGUAGUACUCUCUGUUUUAAAAAAUGGCACCUGCUCCAGUCGUGAAUGGUAUUUCUCCGAAGGAAGGCCCUCCCGGAACGCGGGUCACAAUCCGUGGUCAGCAUCUUGGAAAAACUCCGAAUGAUCUGAUUGGUUUAACAAUUUGUGGCAGUGACUGUUUGCUGUCUGCGGAAUGGAAAUCGCCAAACAAAGUUAUUGCUAGAUCCGGUCCAGGAAAAGGCAGAGGUGAGAUAAUUGUGGUCACAGGCUCUGGUGGAAUUGGCACUUCUUUAGUUCAAUUCCGCGGGUAUCACGAAACAAUUGGCCCAUUGAAAGAAAGUGCUGUAUGGGUUGAAGAAGCUUCCUUGAACACCCUAACAUGGGGCCACCGCUCACUUUCUCCAUCAAGUUACCAACUUGAGGAUCCUUUGGGUCUGUCAGUUGAAGAAAAUGAAAAGAAGUUUCCAGAAGAAGAUUUACACGAGCUCUUUCCAGAAUGCAGCGGGGAUUUAUCCUCUGAAAAUUUUGAGCCUGGUUGGUUUCUGCUAGAACAUCAUCAUGCUACCUCCUUUGAUGAUCUCAGAGUAGGUCUUUCAUUCUUGCGGAGAAAAGUUGAGGGCCAGAAAGAAGGCCAGAUCUCUUUCUUGAAGUCAAAUAUUGGAUCAGUAAUGGAGCAGUUGGAUACCCUUUUCAUAUUGAAGGAAAAAUUUGAAGCUGAUUUGAAAGCAAGAGACAUUGACCCUACCAUCAAAGUUGAAAAAGCAAUUGAAGAAUCAAUCAGUGAAGCUGAAAAAUUAUUUCAUGAUGUUCUUGCGCGAAGAGAAAAAGCAGAUGCCACUCGCAAUGCCUUAAAUGUCAUGCAGCGGUUUAAAUUCCUCUUCUACUUGCCUGGAAGUAUUGAGCGGAAUGUGAAAAAAGGAGAAAUAGAUGUUGUCAUCAACGAUUAUGAUAGAGCUCUUAACCUUUUUGGUAAAACUGAUGUUGCAGUUUUUAAGAAAGUUCUAGCCGAAGUUGAACUUAAAAUCAGUGAAUUGCGAGAAAUGCUGUGGAAGAAGCUGGAAGAUAUGAGCAUUGGCCUUGACCAGCAAAAGAAGACAAUUCGUAACCUAGUAAAUUUGGAAAUUGCAGAUGACCCUGGAUGGAAAGCAAUCACAGUGCACUCAAAUUUUCUCAAUGAGCAGUUGAUUGCCUGUAAAACAGAACAUUUGAAGGCUGAAAGUGCAGAUAUGGAUGGCUCAUCCAAACACUUAGACUCCCAUCAUAAACACAAGCACAAAAGAGCUGCCAGUGGGACAUACAAUGUUGAGCUUCUAAACAGAACUCCUCAACCCGUUCUCUGUGUAGAAGAACUCACCGAAAUACUAUCUCAAAGAUUCCCGGACCUGUGGAAACUUGGGCAGUCAUAUUUUAGUGGAGAGUUUCAAAUAAAAAUAGAUCCAGGUCGUCCACAAGAGUUCAAAGGAAUUGUGCUCUCUAUCAUUAGCCUCGUGUGCACUCUGUUAAGGUCUGCUUUACUUCCACACACCGUAGAUAAAAAUCAGCAGUGGCCUCAACACCAUAAAACCUCAGACUCUGUCUCUACGUGGCUUCCUCAUUGUUUGCGGUACAUACGUGCCGCGUACUCAACAUUAAUUGCCUUAGAUCUACCAAGUGAUGCUUUAAAUAUCUUCUCCUCUUUAGUCUUUGAUCUAAGGUUACACUGCAUGAGUACUCUCCUUUGUCAAGCGGCAGAGCAAAUAAAAACGCUCGGUUUGAAGGAAAAUUGGCAGAUAGAGUUUGACCAAAAUGGAGGCAUUACUCAGCUUCCCAGUAUGUUUGAAAAUUUAGUUGCAGAAGUCAUGCAAUUAGUGAAAGACUCUGUUAUAAUAGCAGAGCAGCGAGAAACACCUCUUCUAGACAACCCAGCUGCUAAAAAAGAUCUAAAUAGACUCGUGUUGAAAUUAUUACUGAAUUUUGUGGAGGCAUUAGAUAAUCUUGGACUGACCAAUGAAGAUGGUGAUCAUACGCUCGGUGUUUCGCAGCUCAUCGGUUCUUCAUCUCAGAGUCGGGAUAAAGACUCUUUUGGAGCAGUGUAUGAACAGAAACUGCUUUGUACUCUAAGCAAUUGUCGACAUACGCGCUUGACAAUUUUUCCACGUUUCAUUAAUCUAUUUGAACGUCAUGGAUUCCCUCGCCUUAGUGAACCAUUUGAAGAAGCAGAAAUGGCAUUUAAACACUUAGAAAAAAGGAUUUUAGAUACAUAUAUAGAACAAAAGAGCGACCCAUUAGUUGGAACAAUUGAGCCUUCUAUGUACAUCGGCAAUUUUGACUGGGAUACAUGUCUUCCGCCUACUGAUAUCCGUCCCUAUGCCAAAGAGAUAAUCUUUUCUAAUAUUAUCACCGUACAUUCUGAGGUUUACAAAGUGAUUCCAUCCCUGGUGUAUCCUGUGAUCUCUCAAAUUGUUGAAAUAGUAGCUGAAGAACUGUCGCGGCUAAUGUCCUGUGUAACCAAAUUUAGUAUUGCUGGGAACCAGCAAGCCAGAAUAGACAUUAUGGCCAUCCAGCAAACCUUGCAACACUUUUCAACAAAAAAUGCUGUAUUGUACUUCAAUGAGGCUCUUGAAACCAUUCCUCCACUUGAUGAUCCAUUUGAUUUGAAAGUUGUCGAUGAAGUUCUGAAAAAGUUCACCACAAGAAAUAAAUUACAACUAAAGUGUUUCAACAAUCCUUCCUAAAUCAAGAAAGUGCUGAUUGUAAGUCAAUUCCCUCACACUUUUUUUCUUUUUAAUGGUGCAUAUAAUCUGUGGUAUCAGGUGUUGAAAUAGGUAAGUGAAAAAUAGGACCUGGGUCACUUUAUUUUUUUACUAAAUUGUGCUGUCUCAGGAAUGUUUUCAGUAUAAUUUUUUACUGAUUUGUCAAAAUGAAUAGUGUCUCUGAUGUUUUACAGGGAGAUGAAGUGCACUUUACCAUCUUCCAUGAUGUAAGAUCAAGUUCAAAAAUUAAAGUUGGACCGAUUUAAGUGGAGUCAGACUAACAGCAUUUUGUGUUGCCCAAUUUUCUCUCAUAUUUUAUUUUUUAAAAUAAAACCAAAUUGCUUAACGAAUUUAAACUUCCUGCAAAUACCUAUUUAGCCUAAAUUGUAACUAAAUACUCACAACAUUUCAAAUAUCAGUGUUCCUUAGUUUACUGAAAAAAAAAUUAAGAGAAAAUUAGGCAACGUCUAAUGUAGUUAGACUAAUUCCUUGUCACUCUGUCUAGUCAAUAUCUAAGGCUCUAUCCAAAUUCAUCAAAGUUUGAGAGAAAAAGAGCACUUGCCAACACGUCAUGAAAAUUCCAAAAACUUUAAUGUCUCCUCUAACAACGCUUCAUUUUAGCCAUCUGAGGAGUCUCUAAUUUCAAUUUGCUGUGAUUAAUUUUCUUUAGGCUUGUAAGCGUGUAAAAGUGGUUACUUAGGUGCAUUCAUCAGUAGAAAUCUUAAUUUUUUAGAAUACGGAUUUACUACCCUAAAUGUAAUUUUUAGAAAGUCUUUCAUCAGAUUCUGCAGGAGUUUUAAUUAAAAAGAAAGAAUUUUUUCUCCUUCUUGUUACUUGCUGCCAGUUUUUCAGGUCUUUCGUUUACUUUACUGCUCCUCGUGUCAAAGUUAGUAGUUGUAAUAUUUUACAAACUCCCAAAGACAUUAUCCUAUUUUUGUUGCUGGCACAAUUGCAUAUAUUUUCCACUAUAUUCUACCAGUGCUAAAAUUUGAAUCCUCAUUUUACAUUUUGUAUAUUUAUUACCUAUUUUAUAUUUAACCAAAGUACUCUGAAAAAAAAAAAAUCAAUAAAUACUUAAUUCACAUAUC